AUGGCGCUAGGCGCCCGGUCAGAGGCUCUCCCGCGCUCAAGUGUUAAUUGGAGCAGUAAGAGUUCCGAUACGCACUCGAACCUCGCGCUGGUUUAUUUCUCUGUCAUAUGGCAGUCUUUCCUGGUAUCCGUGCUGGCUCUGGGACCCAUUGCCGUACUAUUCUGUGGGUGGCUGCAAAAUCGCACCUUGAGGAUUAAGGGAGACAUUUACGCGAACCCAUCUCUCCGAGCGCUGUUUAAUGCUGAGACCCAACAUCUAACCACGCAAUCCGGGAACGUCCCCGCUGACCAAGGAACAAUUGUCAAUAAAAUACGGCUUCACAACAGCUGGUUCUAUGGCAAAGACAUUGAUGGAUACUGGACGCCUCUUGCUGGGCGUUGCAUCAGACUUUUGUCAAUCCACCCCGGCAACUUCGACGACCCUAUUAAAUGUACUCUGUUGACAAGGACGCUCAACAGCAAGUCGAGAUAUGUUGCUGUGUCGUAUGCUUGGGGAGACCUGCAGACCCCCAAAGUCAUCACGGUCAACGGAGUCUACGGUUUCAUCGUCAGUGAAAACGCAUAUCACGUACUACGCCGCAUACGUGCAUUGGGAGAGCGAAGACAUGUAUGGAUUGAUGCCAUUUGCAUCAACCAAUCUGUCAACCAAGAGAGGGGCAGCCAGAUCGAGCUCAUGGAUCAGAUAUAUUCUUUUGCCAAGCAUGUCUAUAUCUAUCUUGGUCCCUGUCGGAGCAGUACGAACGCCAGGCAGGACUGCGAGAUCGAGCAGUGUCAGAAGCAUAACCACGAGUUGAUACGUACGCCGUCCGAGCUCGGUGCGGGAACUUGGCUUCACGACACAUUUCCGCAGCAAUCUCAAUGGUGGUACAGGCUUUGGACUGUACAGGAAGCUGUUCUCGCUCGAGAUAUACGGGUGCUUAUUGGUCCUCAUCUGUUCGCAUGGAAUGAUCUCACCCUACUUGCGCGAAGUGCACGAUUACCUCAUUUUGCUAACCAGUCUAUUGCGGCACUGGACGACUUAAGGUACGCAUGGAACGUGCAAGAACAUCGCAAGGGCCUAUUGCUCAGCGAAUUGAUCCAGAGAUCGACAAACCGUAAAGCAACUGAACCUCUGGACAAGAUCUACGGGCUGUUGGCCAUGGCGAGGAACCCGAUAAUGGUUGACUACUCGAUAAACAUGCAGGAGCUGAACACGAAAGUCACAAGGCAUAUAAUCGAGACGGAACGCUCACUUGAUGUGUACCUGCGUGGCAACUGGGCGAAACCAAAAGAGUUGCCCAGGUGGUCUCUCAAUUUCCACGAGCCAGACACUACCUGGGUAAGUGCUUUGGAUCUUUGCAUGGAGUUUUCUGGUAACAAGCCAUGCGCAACUUUUGACGGAGAUCUGUGGGUCAAAUUUGAAGACCAGUAUAUGAUCUGCAGGGGAUUGAAUUUCGACAAGAUCAUCAUGAGGAUCGAGUUCUUCAAGGGCAAGAACCCUACCAUUGAAGUAGGUGGAGGCUUCCAACUAGAGCCACCAGACUCCAGCACAAUAGACCUGGAACAGUUCGCGAACGAGCAGGAGCGGCUCAAUUUUCUCGCGCUUGAGAUGCAGCAUCUCACGACAGAUAUCGUCUCAAGAUCUGCUCGAAGCCACAAUGCGAUCUCGAAAAUGUUUCGAAAGCAAGACUCCACCGACUGGAAUUAUACGGAAAGGUAUAAGCUCAAAGGAUCAAAAGUUGGUAUUUUCAGUCUGGGCGGAUACAUAUCUGGAACCAAGCCCAAGGUUCGGCGGAUAGGACGAGAAAAGCAUUCAACAGAGCCAGAACCCACCUUUCAACGAUAUGCGCAGCAUUGUAUCGCAUCUCCAAAAUCGACGUUCUUCUUAACUUCCCUGGGGUUCAUCGGAGUGGCAUAUGGUGUGACGCUUCAGACAGAGCCUUCUGACUUGGUGACAGUUAUGUUCGGAGCCAGUAUGCCCCUCAUUAUGCGUGGUGGAAAGUUUGGGCGUCUAGACGAUCAUUUCAGUAUCAUUUGUGGAGCCUACGUCUCCUGCCUGAUGCAGGGCCAGCUUCUAGAAUUAUACAGAGACUACCGAUCGUUUAGAAUAAUAUGA
This is a messenger RNA of Neoarthrinium moseri, 2094 nucleotides long. RefSeq lists its product as uncharacterized. NCBI's taxonomy places the organism in Eukaryota, Fungi, Ascomycota, Sordariomycetes, Amphisphaeriales, Apiosporaceae. The record is from RefSeq and is a predicted model, not a curated record. The transcript has a single exon. Bases 1 to 2094 code for a protein of 697 amino acids.